CCCUCGCCCUUUUCCCUCCAUCUCCCAACAAAAACCCUUCUUCGCGCCUCCGUCCCUUUCUCACUCACUCAAUCAAUCCAAUGGCCAUGGCGACCAACUCCACUGAAGAUCCGACGCGUUCAGCUCCUUCGCCAUCUCCGUUCCACUUCCAGCUCCUUCAUUCUCAGUUCCGUGCUCCGAAUCCAAACAUCGCCGCCUCUCCUUUCCCUCCUUCUCCCAAUCGAAUCUUCGCUUCCCCUCUCCUUCCUUCCGGCGAAGGCGGCGUCACUCGCAACUGCGGCAGCCUUCUCGCACCUCCCCCGACGGCGGCGACGAUUCUCCAAUCGCCUAAUUCGCAUCCUGCUCUCUCCUUUAACUAUAACAACACGAGUGAGGAAGGUAAUUUCAAGUUACAGAAUGGAGGAGUUGUGAAAGUCCCUAAUUGCUGGAAUGCUGAUGUUCCCAUCAAGGGGAAGCAGCAUAGCAAGGGGAAGGUCACAAAACAAAACAAGUCAGCGGGGAAGAAGUCUAACCCAGAGUCUGUUGAUGGUCAGAGCCCAACCAGUGGUUGUCGAUAUGACAGUUCUUUAGGUUUGUUAACGAAGAAGUUCGUGAAAUUGAUCCAGGAAGCCAAGGAUGGCACCCUUGAUCUCAACAAGACAGCAGAAGUUCUGGAGGUUCAGAAGAGAAGGAUAUAUGAUAUCACAAAUGUUCUGGAAGGAAUAGGGUUGAUAGAGAAAACUUCUAAAAACCAUAUACGGUGGAAGGGUUUGUCUGAUGGUUCUGGGACGCAGGAGUUCAAUUGUGAUGUCAACAUAUUAAAGGCUGAAGUUGAUAGUCUUCGUUCCGAAGAAUGCAGGCUUGAUGAAGCCAUAAGGGAAAGGGAAGAAAGUUUAAGACGCCUACAAGCAGAGAAAAACAAUCAGAAGCAUCUCUUUCUGACAGAGCAAGAUAUUGUCAGCAUUCCCCAAUUCCAGAAUAGUACCUUGAUGACAAUCAAAGCCCCUACUGCUAGUAAUCUCGAAGUUCCUGAUCCUGACGGUGACGAAGCCUUGGGUUCCCGCCAACACAGAAUGAUCAUUAGGAGUGUCACAGGACCAAUUGAUUUGUAUCUAUUGAGCAAGUACAAUCACCAAGCGAAGGAUGUGGUGGAAAUGGACACAUGCGAUGAUGCUGGACAUAGUUCCAUCAAUUCUCCAAACGACUCUACUUCUUCAUCUUACACUCCUGGGAUUCAGAGGAUCGUACCUUCUUAUGAUGAUAAUUACGAUGACUACUGGCUUCGAUCGAAUAAUGAAGCUGGUCUCUCUCAGUUAUGGCGUGACUGAGUAGUCAAUGUAACAGUGUUAGAGACUCAUGUUGUGACUCCUAUAUGGUAAUUUGCCAUCCUGAGGAGUUUGAUCUAGCUAGAUAUAUGAAUUACGAGCAAUGCAACAAUGUCUGAAGAGGUAUUUCUUUUGUAGUUUAGGUAGCUACUUUCCGGGAAACUAAGUGUAAAUAGCUAGUUCAGUUAGGGUUGACGCUGAUCACAGGGCUUAAAAAAUAACCGAACCCUGAUUUCAACAAUUAAGGGUUCAUAGGAAUUCGUUCAAAUAUUUGGCCAUAUAAUAAAUUUCUUCUAUUUGUUGCAUUUCCAAUAAUUAUGUUCCUUUUAU
Molecule: messenger RNA, 1634 nt
Organism: Linum trigynum
Lineage: Eukaryota; Viridiplantae; Streptophyta; Magnoliopsida; Malpighiales; Linaceae
Source: the annotation of a GenBank genome assembly